UUUCCUUCUCCUGGGUGUGCCGAAAGGGAGUGUCAGGUGUCAGAGUUACUGACUAAAAAUUACCCCGUUCCUUUUCGUGCUCCAAGCCUUGAGCUUUACACACAUUACUGUACCAUAUUUGUUCUCAAUAAAAUGUUUUACUUUCUUACAAUAAGAAUAGGUACCAAUACAAAAAAAAUCAUUUCAAUUGGAACGUGAAAUGGAACGUUUUAUAACGGUCGUCGCCAUCGGUCGAUCAGCAGGGGUCAGGGGUGUAUGUGCGUCUCUGAAUUAAUAAUAAUACAGGCGCGCGGGCAUUCAUCGUUUCACCCUGUUGUUUAUCUUUAUCCCCUACUUUACAACCGCCUAUUACCUGCGCGCUGCGCGGUCGUUAUUCCAUUUUGAGAUUUGGGAGCGAACGUUGACGGUUACAUAUUUUAUUUAGAAUUUUGUAAGUUCGUUAUUUAUGAAUAUAAAGUGAUUUUAAAAACUAUUUAAAUUGUUAAAUAAUAAUGUUUUCUAAAGCAAAGCGAUUUGAGCCACUCGCACCAACUGAUUCUGCUAAAAAAGGUCAGAAUAAGCCAAUUAAACAAGAAAAUGAGAAACAAAAAGUUAUUACAAAACCUGCCACAACAGCGGUCAAACCAAAACCAUUUGUUAUACCAACAAGUUCUAAGAUCAGUAGUGAUGUGCAAUCUCAGUGUAGUUCCAUACACAGCGUCAGGUCAUUUGCAACACCAAAGCCACUGAAAACCACAUCUACUGUCAAAGCUCCUGCCAGCCUAAAAAAAAGGAAUGAACAAACAAAUUCUAAGAUCAAGAAUGAAACUGCAAAAGAACUAAUUAAAUCACAGGAAGUAGAAAUUAGAAAUAAAGAUCACACUAUUGCUGAAUACAUAAAACAAAUUGAAGAAUUCAAACAAACCAUUUCUCAGCUGGAGAAACAAGUGAAGCAAGUUCGACAGAGUAAUGUGAACAACUUGGAUAGACAAUUUUCACAGAUCACAAUAGAAGAUUCUGAACUCCAACAGGAUCAGAUAGAAACAGUAGUCCAAAAUGGAGAUAACUAUUUUAUUAAUCAAAUGAACAGCAAAAUAUAUGAAUUGGAAAAACAAUGUGAAAAGUUGGAACAAGAAGUUACUGAUAAGCAAUUAGAACUAAGAUCUGUUGAAGAAAUUAUCACUAUUAGAGAUAGUUUAUGCCAGGACCUACAACUUAAAUUAACAAAGGCUGAAACAGAUUUGGAGGAAACUAUUCAAAGACUUGAAAUGGUAAAAGGACACCAUGCUCUUGCUUUGGAAGCAAAUGAGAGCAUCCGACGUGAAUACAAGGCGGAGCUGGAAACUUUGAAAUCCAAAUUGGAAGAGGAAAAGCAAGCAAUAAUUAACAAAUCAAAGUCAGAUCAAGAAAAUCUUAAAUCAAAUUAUAAAACAUUAAUGGAAUCAAUUAAAAAUCAAAUGCUCAAAGAAAAAGACGAGGCUGUGCAGGAACUUCAAAAUGAAUUAAUGAGCAAAGACAAUGAAAUGAAAGCUAAGAUAGAGCAAAUCAAUGAAGCUACUCGGGAAAAGUUACGACUUUGCGAAAUACAGUUUGAGGAGCGGACUAGAAGCAUUCAAGAUGACUACACACAACAGCAAAAUAAAAUUCUACAUCUAGAAAACGAAACCAGGGACUUAAAAUAUAAAAUAACUUUAAUAGGUGAAGAAAAAAUGAGCCUUCAGAAAGAAAUAAAUGAUCUUAAAACCAUAAAUGACUCAUUAAACAAAGAAAAACAGAUCCUCAUUGAGGAAAGAGAUGAGUUAAAAGAGGAUGCUAAGAAAAAGCUCAUAGAUUUUGAAAAUGAAAAAAAUAAACUAACUGUUGAAGUAGAUAAAGCUAUAAAGGAUAAGAAUAAAUUUGAAACAUCUCUCUCUGUAACUAGAGAUAUUGUAGAAGUUUUGACUAUGCGAUUGAGGGAAUCUGAUAACGAAUUAGAACACUUGGAAGAUAAAAUACAAACACUAAUGAAUACAAAAGAAAUUUUGGAAAAUGAACUUGAAAAUUAUAAAACUACUUUAAAUAAUACUGCAAUGGAAUGUAAUGAAUACAAGGAGGCUUUAGUAAAUAUAUUAAAAUCCAAAGCAGCAUUAGCCAAAGAACAUAAUCGCAUUAUGGAGCACAAUGUUUCAUUGAUAGAAAGCUUACAAAAUGUAGAAAAAGAAGCUUAUCGUGAACUAGGCACUAUCAAAAAUGAGCUGAUAGAAGAUGUAGAGCUAUUGAAAAAAGAGUCUAAUUCGCAAAUUCAAUUACUUCGUGAGGAGGUUGAGAAGAAACGCAAACUUUGCGAGAUGGCUACCGAACAUGCAGGGCAGGCUACAGCUGCCGCUGAGCAGUCACGAGUGUUGCUUGCGCAGGCCGCAGCCGAAAUCAAUCGGCUUGAAUCUGAAAACCAAUGCCUACAACAACAGAUCCAAGACCAACAAUCUCUAGUGGUUGAGUUAUCGCUGCUACGUCAAGAAAACGAGGAGUUAACAAUGACGAUAGCUAAACAGUCUUCAAUUAUUGAUAAAAUGAAGAAAGACUCUGAACAGUUACAGUACAAACCCAAAUCGCCUUCCGUUCUACGAAAGUCGUCUAAAAUUGGAAAAGAAAACUUGCAGACGAUUAUAUCGCCUUUGCGUGAACGUAAUCAUUAAAACGAAAUUGACCAGCCUCGUUACCAUUAUACUUAUUUGUGACAUUAUAUUUGACGAAAUGUUAUACGAAUCGAGUUUGCAAUGUGUUUUUGAAAUUGUUAUUUAUAAAAAUGUUCAUUAUCAAAACAAUGUUGAAUUUUGCACCAAAACCUAAUUUAUUCAUAAUUCUAAUUAAGUUGUUCUAUUAAUUAUUUAUACUUUUUCGGCAUUUUUGUUUAUUUUUUAUUGAUAACCAUACAGGGCAUGGCCAACGAGACAUAGGCCCUAUCACUCGCUAUAAAAAUAUUAAAUUGACUCUUUUUUUCUAUUACAUUCUUGUAAAGUUAAUUUACCUAGCAGACGACGUUUAAUAGUGUCUCGUUGGCAUUGCACCUCGUGAUAUCUAAAGCGUAUACCACUACUAUUAUUUGUAGUGUUUCGUGUAAAAAUAAAACUAUCCAAAG
Spodoptera exigua (beet armyworm) is the source of this 3097-nucleotide messenger RNA. The record is from the annotation of a GenBank genome assembly. NCBI's taxonomy places the organism in Eukaryota, Metazoa, Arthropoda, Insecta, Lepidoptera, Noctuidae.